Messenger RNA from Thermothielavioides terrestris NRRL 8126, 2848 nucleotides. RefSeq lists its product as uncharacterized. The coding region runs from base 300 to 2696 and encodes 798 amino acids. Lineage: Eukaryota; Fungi; Ascomycota; Sordariomycetes; Sordariales; Chaetomiaceae. The record is from RefSeq and is a predicted model, not a curated record. The transcript is spliced from 3 exons.
UGUGAUUUUCCAAGUGGAUUGACCCGUCGCGCUAUCCUGGGGAUUUAGCUUGUCGAGGCUACUACUCGGUCCUUGGCAACACUUUCGCGGCCCAUCUAGGAUCGGAGGCAUCCCAGUAUUUCUUGCGUCACGAUUGCUAUGACGGCGUUCGGCACUCGCUGAAGUCUGCAUCUUUUACCAUUCGUUCCUCCAUUCACGCCAAACGAAGCAUACUCUGACUGGACCCCGACUUCUCCUGUGCUUGAUCCGCCAUCUUACCGCGAGGACGCGUGUUGUGGAGGAAACAAGAGGCGCCAAGGAUGGAGAAUGGAUUCGUCAAGGGCGUCUACGCCAUGGGCCCGAGGGUGCCACCUGUCAGGCCGCGCAACGCCGCAAGAACGAUGACCUCGACGUUGGGAUUCAAGGUUCCCUCUCCAGUUCUCGCCGCCCGGGGCGAGACGACAACCGCGUGCACUAACCCUCAGCUGUGCGAAAAGCCUGUGGGAUCCUCCAUGACCCUGCCUAUCGUUCUGGGAGUCUGCAUCCCCGUGGUUGUGGCCAUUGGUAUCCUCGUUUUCCUCCACCGAAGAAAUGUCAAGAAGCAGCGGAGGGAAGACCUCAAUGAUCCCCACAAGUCACUGGAUUUUGGCCUGGAAAUAGGUGGCGGUGGCAAGGGAUCGCGCGGGAGUCUUAUCAGCAAGGAAAAGGAUGGCCACUCGCGCUUCAAGCGGCAGCAGAUGUCGAUGGACAUGAACCUGUCCAGCCCGUACCUUCUGCCUCCAGAAGCUCACAAUUCCCGCGAGUCCCUCCACUCCCUGGCUAAAACGCUGAAGCAAGCCGAAGACCCCUACCGCCCAGUUGCGCAAUACGCUGCCAGCGACGUUGGUUCGAUUCGCUCACUCCCACGGGGCCACGACGGCGCCUCUCUGUACACUCGGCGGUCUAGCAGCCGCAUGGAGACGGCCCCGCCUCUCGCCUCUCCCGGGCCGCAUGGACCUCCUCCGAGAGCAGACUCUGUUCCGAAACCGCCUCUACUGCCGCCCGAGCCAAGUCACAUGAAACCGGAGAAGCCGCUGGCGGAGGAAAUCGCGGACGGUAUGGCGAAGGAGCAUCUGCCCAGCAUCGCCACAGCCUCCUCGGUUUCUCAAGAACACCACGAGGAGGCCAUCGGGGUUGCCAUCCCGGAGCCACCCACUGUGGCGCGGAAGUCGGUCGCAAAGACAACGCCGUCGCCGUCGCAGUCGAGCCCAGCCGAUUCCGGGAUAGCCGUCGAAUACGGGGAUCUUGGCAACCCCUUUGAGGAAAAACACGCCCAAGAACCGGGAACCCCCACCGAACCUACCAGCAUGGGCCUCGGGCUUUCUGUGGCCACUGAGCCUGCGCAAGACUCGUUCCGCGCCUCUGCCUCAUCUUCCCAUAGCCAACCUGCGAGCUCGGCACCGCACAACGGUCCCCAUGUUUCAAUGACGGCCCCGAUCAUUGAGGAGCCCAUUGAAUACUACGACUACGACUAUGCGGAUAUGCCAGAUAUGCCGCAGGAACGUCGCUCGCCUUCGCCGUUGAACCACGGAAGCCAGCUCGGCGCGGAGGAGCCGCGGGGCCGGAAUAUGCAGCGGACCUCGCAGCUGUUUGAGGAGCAAAACGCGGCCGACCAGAGUGGCUUGCGUGUUCCGCAACGAGAAGGCCGCCGUGUCUCGGUUGGCUUCCGUCCUCUGCCGCCUGACGAGAUCAUGGAGUCCGAGGACCCCGAGUACAGGGCCAACCGUAUUCGGUCCUUCUACAAAGAGUACUUCGACGAGACCAAGCCUGAAGAUAGACCGCCCGUCCCCCCAAUGCCUUCGAUGUCACAGCAGCAGCAUCAUCAGCACCACCAAAGUAACACCAGUUACUACGAGGAUUACGAUGCGAAUUACGCCCAGGAUGCCCCGUAUUUCGAUCCCUCCAGCAACUCGUUUGUCAUGCCCUACGCGCAGCCCGUGUCUCGCCGCGCCAUGACGCCGCCACCCUCUGGCCAGAGGUUCCCAGGUCCGAGAGGCCCGCCGCGUGCGUUCCACGGAUCGCAAUCGAGCAUGAGGUUCCCGCCGAACAUGCGCGGCCCUCCCCGGCCGGGCUCUUCCGUAUCAAACCAACUGGGCGGUCCCUCACGCCCCGGAUCCUCGGCAUCAGGCCCCUACGGCCGCCCGCGCGCUGGUUCCGCAAUGUCCGGUAGCCGUGCUGGUAGCCGACCUGGGGGACCCCGGAAGCCCAUGCCUCCGCCUAUGGAUCUCAACACGCUCCCUACCCCCUCCAAGCUCAAGGACGAUAGCUUUGCCAUCUUGAACGCCAUCGAUUUCGCGCCACCUGACACGUUCGCAGAGCGCGCCCGCGGCCGCUCUCAAAGUCCUAUUGGGGAGCGCCGUCCUUACAGGAUGAACGUACCUGCGCACUCGCCACUGGCCAACGCCUACGAAGAGCUCCCUACGCUGCCCAGCCCGCAUCUCCUCCGCAAGUCGGGCACGUUUACGGCCCUCGACUUUGCGCCGCCCCGCAAGUUCGUUGACCCGGACAACCGCAGCGAGACAGGCUCGAUCCGGAGUAACCGUAGCGGCCUCUCGGCAGCGCAUGCCAUGGCCAUCCGCAGCGGUGCUGGGCGUGUGAGCCGGCUGCCCGGCGAUCAGGUCUUCACCCAGGCGGCCAUGGCCAAGACGCUCAAACCACAAUGGGGCAUGCGUGAUUGAAACGGCGCUCUCGCUCUCUUCGCGUCUUAAUCACGAUCGUUCCGGCUGGCUGGCCGCCGAAAAGUCCAACCCCCGGUGAAGCCAGCGCCGGCAUCUUUUUUUCCUUUGGCAUUCACCGGUGGCGCGUCACGUCAAUUUCCCACAGCAUGCAU